UCUACUUGUCGAUUCGACGUUCGUGUUGUUGUUUUGAAGCUCAAUACCAUUGGCAUUUAUGGUCUGUGUGAUUUACGUUAUGCAAUACUUUACGCACGAUCCACAAUCGAUUUCGAGGAAAGAACAGCUCAGUAGCCACAUAAGCAUUGAGUGAGGUUUUCUUUCGAAUUCUUGGUUGUUUUGAUUGCACUGCGCGUACAUUAGUUUUGCUGUGACGUAAUGUUGCAACAUGUGGCUUACAAUUUCUUCACUAGUGGAACUACCCUCAGAACACGUGUGGACAUUUUACCAAUCUAACUUUGAGAAUUACGAUGUUUGGAAAGAAUCUGCCAAAGGACGAAAUCGAGGAGCCCCUGCUUCAGAAAAAUCCUAACAGGUUUGUUUUAUUUCCCGUAAAAUUUCCUGACAUCUGGGAUUUCUACAAGAAAUCCGUCGCCUCAUUUUGGACAGUCGAAGAGGUCGACCUCGGACUCGAUAUGUACGACUGGAAGAAGCUGAAUACCCAAGAAAAAGAAUUUAUAUCUCAUGUUCUGGCAUUCUUCGCCGCGAGUGAUGGCAUUGUUGGGGAAAAUUUAGUUGAAAGAUUUUACCAGGAGAUACAAGUUCCUGAGGCGAGAUGUUUCUAUGGAUUUCAAAUUGCAAUGGAGAACGUUCACUCAGAAAUGUACUGUCUAUUGAUUGACACUUACAUUAAGGACCGAGAUGAAAAACAAAAACUCUUCAGUGCUAUUGAAACGUUCCCAUGUGUGAAGAAGAAAGCCGAGUGGGCAUUUAAAUGGAUGGAUAAGAACUCUACUGCAACUUUUGGGGAAAGAAUUGUGGCUUUUGCUGCUGUAGAGGGAAUCUUCUUUUCUGGGGCUUUUGCAUCUAUUUUCUGGAUUAAAAAAAGGGGCUUAAUGCCUGGACUUACCUUCUCUAAUGAGUUGAUAUCAAGAGAUGAAGGACUUCAUUGUGAUUUUGCAUGCUUAAUUUUUUCACAUUUGAGGCAAAAGCCAGGUGAAGAUCGUGUUGGUGAGAUUUUAAGUGAGGCAGUGACCAUAGAGAAAGAAUUUUGGAUAAGAGCCUUACCUUGUCACCUUUUAGGAAUCAACUGUAACCUAAUGGGAAAGUACAUAGAGUUUGUAGCUGAUAGGCUUUUGGUUGCAUUAGGAUUAAAAAAACAUUACAAAACGGCAAAUCCUUUUCCAUUUAUGGAAAACAUUUCAUUGGAAGGGAAAACUAAUUUUUAUGAACGUAGAGUUGGUGAAUACCAGAAGAAUGGUGUAAUGAAUGACAGAAUGGAUAAUUAUGUGUUCACUCUUGAUGCUGAUUUUUAGUAAGAGAGAUAUUUAAUUUGAUAUUUAAUUUAAUAUUUAAUUUAAUGAUUAAUGUAGGUUUGUUUUUAAACCUUAGCAAUUUGCUUUUACAUUAAACCAGUGUGAUAUUA
Molecule: messenger RNA, 1426 nt
Organism: Stylophora pistillata
Lineage: Eukaryota; Metazoa; Cnidaria; Anthozoa; Scleractinia; Pocilloporidae
Product: ribonucleoside-diphosphate reductase subunit M2
Biological process (GO): deoxyribonucleotide biosynthetic process
Molecular function (GO): oxidoreductase activity
Source: RefSeq, a predicted model, not a curated record